Molecule: messenger RNA, 2952 nt
Organism: Hylaeus volcanicus
Lineage: Eukaryota; Metazoa; Arthropoda; Insecta; Hymenoptera; Colletidae
Gene: Cog1
Product: conserved oligomeric Golgi complex subunit 1
Exons: 9
Coding region: 84-2804 (906 amino acids)
Biological process (GO): intra-Golgi vesicle-mediated transport
Cellular component (GO): COG complex; Golgi apparatus
Source: RefSeq, a predicted model, not a curated record
GUUUGUGUUGAUUUUUGUACUACGUGGUGGGAACCUGGGAACACAUCGGACUUGAGAUACGUGGACGCAAGAUUGUCAGAAAGAUGACAACGAAUUAUUUGGAAUUAGAUAUUAACAAACUGUUUGAGGAUUUCACUAUUAAAGAGAUCGAGGGUAUUCAAAAGAAAAUUCAACAUGAAAGUGACAGAAAGAAAAUCGAGCUUAGAACUUUAGUUGGUGAAAGGUAUCGAGACCUAAUAUUGGCAGCCGACACAAUUGGGAACAUGAAAAUAACUUCAGAACGUGUUAUUUCAAGGAUUAUUAACAUUGAAGACAAAUUUCGAGAACUGCAGAAAAAAUAUCUUAUUGGUUUUAAAAUAGAACCUGUUAAGAAUGAAAAUGAUAGAAAGAUUGAAGGAAUUCAAGACUCUGUUAUUAUUCAAAUAAAAAUCUUAAUGGAUAUACCGCAAUAUAUUUGGUCCAGCAUUGAAAGCAAGAAUUUAUUAUUUGCCACACAGUUGUAUUUAGUAGCACAGCAUAUAAAUUACAGUUUGCUAUUCGAAGUAGGAAGUGUAGACCUAUUAAAAAAAUAUCAAAUUGUUUCCAAACAGUGGGAUGUUAUUAGCCAGUUUAAAAAUAUUAUAUUUAACGAAUGUAAUAAUAUAUUGCAAUCGUUGAAUGUAUCUGCAGAGAGUGUAGCAAAUUCUUUGGCAGCUCUAGUGUUAUUAAAUGGGUCGUCGUUCUCAAGUUUGUUACAAAUGUUAAUAUGCAUGCGCAAUCAAGCUAUUACAUCUGUUAUAAUGGAUGAGAAUGACAGCAGUGUUAAAAAUAAAAUAAAAUUAUGCAUCGAAAUAUUAAUUCAAAUGGUCAAUUUAAUUUAUUCUUGCUUCAUGAAUACCACAGAUAAAUCAGGAGGACUCGUUUUACAGUAUAUAACAAAAAUUCAGGAUCAAGACGCGUAUUCUAUGGUUUCUCAGUUAGACUUCAACCAAGAAUUACUGCAGGAAUUUCUUCCAUCGGUAACGAAACAGCAUAAACCUUUCGUUCAAGAUACCCCGAAAAAUUUGCUUUUACCAGACCUUCAAGAAAGUAUUAAAUCUUGGCUCCAUUGGGUUUCUGAAUUUUGCAAUCGCGAGGUCACGAAACUUUUAAAUCUAAUAGUAUCCAUAAAAGGUUUAUACUACGUUCGCGAGGAGGCUGUUAGUAUCAAUCUACCUGAAAAUUGGAAUUCAAUUUGGGAAGAACUUUCCCUGCCAAGGAUAACGUUCUGGGUGGAAUUCUUUCAACCUAUUAUAUCUCAAAGGGCGAAAAGUAUUAUAAAUGACAAAUGGCUGGAAACUGUUGCUGCGUUAAAGUCUGAUAUAGCAGAGUUGUUGAACAAAAUAGUUCACGAUAAAUUCGAAUAUCCAGAGCACGAUUUGCGAUGGUUCGUUUGGAAAGACUCACCGAGCGAUAUUCCUCACAAGCUCACCAAGAAUGGUGGACUGGACAAUAGGAGAUCUUUAUUGAUGAAAACUAAAGGAUAUUCACCUAACAUUCUCAAGUUAUGCGAGAACUUUGAUUCGAGUUUACACGCGCUGCUUUCGGACCUUGAACAAUACUUGUACGAGACCGAGCGCGUGAUGUCCAUAAAGGAGAAUCUGUUAUCCACGAAUAUAUCUUUGAUCUCCGAUACAUUCUCGGAUCGCGUGGAGAUCCAGGAACAUUUACAAACGAUCAGCACGGAUAUGAUAGAAGAUCUCAUAAACUUCGUGAAAACUACAUGCGUUAAUAGCAAACCCGAACAUGGUCAGCGCGACAUAAAUACUAUCGUGAUGGCAAGAUUCCUUUUGGCACUGACGACGUUGAGCUCUAAUCUAAACAAGUGUUUUACGCUUUCGAAGGUGUCUGGAUUAACCAUCACGAACAUGAAAUGGCAAUCCAUCUGCGACAAGCUGAAGGAAUCGAGCAUUUUCGUGUGGACGGUUUGGGCUAGCUUGUAUAAAACUAGAGUGAAUCAACACAAACAGAAGUAUUUGUCCAAAGAACCGCUCGACGGUUUUCGAAUACACUUACUUGUCUCUGAAUGGGAGAAAGUGACCAUCGAGGAAGAGUCUGGGGAGGGCAAAAGAAUUAAAUCUGAAAUCCUAGUGCCGUAUCAACCGUCCAUACAAUUGCAAAAAUUCUUGACUGCGAUUAGUAAAGAUUUAAAUAAAAUUAUACCUCACACGCUUCCAAAGAAAGUGCUCUAUGAAAUCAUAGAGGAUGUUACAAUAGAAUUAUUGAAUUAUUAUGUGACUGCAUCGAGCAAUGCAAAUCUCUCUCAGAAGCAAGCCUUGCAAGUGCUGUUCGAUAUCAAAUAUUGCACUUUGCUCAUGGUACCGCGAGAGAAUAAAACUUUGUGUGAUUUGUCCACGAAGGCUUGCGACAGUGUAUUGUCUAAAAUAGAUCCCUUCGAUUACGAUGUCUUCAAUCCGUUCAUCCAUACUAAUGUAAAGAAAAGCGUCCAGAGAUCUCUGCUUAUUUUAGGGAACCUGGUGCCCCACUUGGAACAGCUUCAUUCAAUUUUGGGCGCACGAAGCGAAUAUAAUAAUAGCGAUGGGGUGAAAUCAGAUUUACCUUCGGUUCUGGCGUUGUGCACUGGUGCACCAUGGUUUCCACCUUUGACUGUAACAGCUCCAGCUAGAAGUUUGCCUCUGGUGUGUGUAACGCUUCCAGAAAAAGCACAGCGGAAAAAAGUGAGCAACAAAGAAAACACGAAAAGCGAUUCUGCUGGAGCCACGAUCAAAUCUGGAGCAGCUGCAUUCUUCGGGGCGAUGGGCUCCGACUGGUUUAGCAGUAGUUAAUUUAUUUAUUUCAUUCAUCGCUAUAAAAGUUGUAAAUAUAAUUGAAUGUAUAUAUGUCCUAGAAGUAUGUUAUGUAAAUAUUAUAUUAUCAAAAAUUGCCUUUCCAACAAUGCUGUCAGUAUUGAAUAAAAAGUUUUAUACAAUCUUU